AUGCGCCCCCCGAGCGACCCCAGCUCGGGGCCACCCACCUGCCCCCCCACCCCACUGCCCUUUUGCCGUGUGGCUGAAGCCCCAGAGGGUCUGGGUUUCUGCAAACGUGUGAAUGAGCCGGGCCCCUGCUGCCCCCCGCCGCCCGGCGCCCGCCAGGAGCUGGAGGCCCGGCAGCAGCCGCCACCUGAGCCCCCCGCCGGCCCCCCGGCCCGAGCCCGCAGUGGCCCUCUGGAUGAGGACAGAGAGCCGGAGAGCAGCCGGAUACAGCGUGCGCAGAUGGCAGCACUGGCCGCCAUGCGGGCGGUUGCAGCGGGCCUCGGACACCCACCCAGCCCCAGCGGUGGCUGUGAGGAUGAACCCCCGGGCUCUGAGGACGAGGACACGGCAGCCUUGGAGGGGGCACCGGGCUCACCUGCCCCGCCUGGUCGAGGCAGGGAAGGGCCAGGACACGCCGAAGGGGACGGGCGCUUUGAGGACGUGGGCUCUGAUGAGGACAUGAAGCAGACCUGGGAGGAGGAGGAGGAGCUCGAGGAAGACCUGGCAGACGAGGACGAGGAUGAGGAGGAUGACUAUGAGGACGAGGAGGAUGACGAGGAGGAGGGGCUGGGCCCCCCAGGCCCUGCGAGCCUGGGCUCGGGUGCCCUGUUCUCCCGAAAGGCGCAGCCGCCCCAGCCGUUCCGUGGUGACGGCGUACCCCGGGGACUGGGCGGCCAGGAGCGCCAGGGGCCCGGCCCGGCCCAUCCCGGGGGAGCUGCCCACGUGGCACCCCCCCUGCAGCCGCCGGACCACGGGGACUGGACCUACGAGGAGCAGUUUAAGCAGCUGUACGAGCUCGACGGGGACCCCAAGAGGAAGGAGUUCCUGGACGACUUGUUCAGCUUCAUGCAGAAGCGAGGGACACCCGUGAACCGCAUCCCGAUCAUGGCCAAGCAGGUGCUGGACCUGUUCAUGCUGUACGUGCUGGUGACGGAGAAGGGCGGCCUCGUAGAGGUCAUCAACAAGAAGCUAUGGCGGGAGAUCACCAAAGGCCUCAACCUGCCCACCUCCAUCACGAGUGCCGCCUUUACCCUACGCACCCAGUACAUGAAGUACCUGUACCCCUACGAGUGUGAGAAGCGUGGCCUCAGCAACCCCAAUGAGCUCCAGGCAGCCAUCGACAGCAACCGGCGGGAGGGCCGGCGCCAGAGCUUCGGGGGCUCCCUCUUCGCCUACUCCCCAGGCGGGGCUCACAGCAUGCUGUCCUCGCCCAAGCUGCCCGUGCCCUCGCUGGGCCUGACCGCCAGCACCAAUGGCAGCUCCAUCACCCCAGCCCCUAAGAUCAAGAAAGAGGAGGACUCAGCCAUCCCCAUCACAGUCCCUGGACGCCUGCCAGUCUCCCUAGCAGGCCACCCCGUGGUGGCAGCCCAGGCAGCAGCAGUACAAGCAGCAGCAGCCCAGGCAGCCGUGGCAGCACAGGCAGCUGCCCUGGAGCAGCUUCGGGAGAAGCUGGAGUCUGGGGAGCCUCCUGAGAAGAAGAUGGCACUGGUAGCUGAUGAGCAGCAACGGCUCAUGCAGCGAGCUCUGCAGCAGAACUUCCUGGCCAUGACAGCCCAGCUGCCUAUGAGCAUACGGAUCAACAGCCAAGCCUCCGAGAGCCGCCAGGACUCAGCUGUGAACUUGACCAGCACCAACGGGAGCAACAGUAUUAGCAUGUCAGUCGAGAUUAACGGCAUCAUGUACACAGGAGUGCUGUUUGCUCAGCCGCCGGCCCCCACGCCACCCUCAGCUCCCAACAAAGGCGGCGGCGGGAGCCGGGGAGGAAGCAGCGGGACCAGCAGCAGCUCAGGCAGCCAGGCCGGGCCGGCGGGGUUGUCCACAGCCCCCACGUCUUCUACCUCAAAUAACUCGUUGCCUUAACCGCAUCACUCCCCACCCACCACCCCCCGGAAGCCUGCCAGACUGGGCAGGGGGUCGAGGUGGACCAAGCAGGGGCUAGGAUGGCGGAAGAUACGGGUGGGGAGGGGAGAUAUCCACAAAAGAGCCACAGCUGACGCCAAAAAAGCAGAGAAAAAAUAUAUAUACAUAUAUAUAUAAAGAAAAUUUAAUAAAACAGGGGAAAACCAAGGAACACUUGAAUUUCUCAGGUUUCGGACAUUCAGAGAGAUGAAUUGAGACAACAGCAAAGGAAAUCUGAAAAGAGAGAGGCAGAUCUAAUCUUUCCUAGGGUUUUCCUGCAACCCUAGUGGACUGAUGACUCUGGUGUCUGCUUUGGACCAGUCGCAAUGUAAGGCCAAUCCUGUUUACCUCAUACAUCCCUGCACUGUGUGUUUUCAUUUUUUGUCUUUUUUUUUUUAAUUUUAUUCAU
Molecule: messenger RNA, 2344 nt
Organism: Trichechus manatus latirostris (Florida manatee)
Lineage: Eukaryota; Metazoa; Chordata; Mammalia; Sirenia; Trichechidae
Gene: ARID3A
Product: AT-rich interaction domain 3A
Exons: 11
Coding region: 1-1896 (631 amino acids)
Biological process (GO): regulation of transcription by RNA polymerase II
Cellular component (GO): nucleus
Molecular function (GO): DNA binding
Source: RefSeq, a predicted model, not a curated record